GUGGGGGCGGUGCACGCACAUGUGCGCUCACGGCUGCUUUCGUGGCCAGUAGAGUUCAACUCAGAUAUUUAAAAAACAACAGUAUCUUGGGCUUGCAUGAGUACUCAUUCGUCAUUUUUUAAAGAUAUUUUGAACUGGUUCGUAGAAAUGAUUUUUUCACACAUUUUAGUGGUUUAUGAAUACCCGGUACUUGAAUAGCCUAUAUAUAUAUAAAGUGAAAUGAAAGAAAAAUAAAAUGAUUCUAUGUUUAAAUUAUUUAAUUUUUACUUUGUCAUUUUAAAACUGACUGAACUUUAACAUAAAUGUGUUGUGAGGAAUGGAAUCUAGUUUCUGUUUGGAUAUGUGUGUGUGAUGUGCUCUAUUUUGGUGUAAAGGAGUGAUGACAUUAAACACUCCAUUGUGGAAAAAUUCAUGGUUCACUUUCAGGGUUUUUCCACUUUUUCCACAAUAGAAAACAUACGCAUGUAUUUAAAAAGUGUAUACAGGAUACCGGUACUUGAUUACAUACCGGUACUUGAUUACAUACCGGUACUUGAUUACAUACCGGUACUUGAUUACAUACCGGUACUUGAUGACAUCUCAGUGAUAAAACCCCUCUUACUUUUAAUGGGGAAACACGUAACGUUUUUUUCUCUUUCUUUUCUGUUUGACGUAGAGUACUAUGUCUUUUUUUUCCCGACCAAUUUGUGAAUAUGUUGUUUCAAAAUGAUAUAGAGAACUAAGAAAUGUUUAUUUUGUACCUCCUAUCAAACUCUAGGCCCGUCUUCGCUUAAAUCAUGACGUUAAUUGAAUGGUGUGUGUGUGUGGGGGGGUUGUUUUAGAAAUAAACAAGAAUAUAGUAGGCCUAUACCUUUCUAAAUGGUUUGACAGUGCUUAAGGAAUGGUCCCCGAGUACGUGGUCCGUGUUUCAACCCUUGUGGUGACGCUCCUCGCCCUAACGGCAGCCGUGGAAAAUGAGCAGUCCGGCAGAGCGGAGGAUUUCGAUAUCAAGCAGGUGGACAAGAAAAAAAUAUACGGUGGGAAGGAGAUUGCGCCACCCCCAGAGACGUGAGUAGAGAUUGUCCACUUACAAUGACAAUGAUAGCCGGAGUAUGUUUUCAUUUUUUUAAAAUUACUAUUUUUUUUUAACUAACAAAAAAAGGAAUGGAACAUCAAAUGGCAUAAAAUUAUUCAAGCGUAAAAAAUACAAAUCUUCAUCAAAUGAUCUAAAUGCGUUGAUAUGUUUAGGAAAUAUUAUCAUUUGAAAAAACGUUUGUCGUUUUAACGUGACGCUCAGAAUUCAUUCUUCAUUUAUCGGCCCCAGUGGCGUACCUUGACUAAAUGGCACCCUGUGGCGAACUACUAACGCACAGUAUUUAUAUGUUUUUGUUUUUUUUUUAAACCCAAAAGAGCCGCCCGGGAUGGACGUCCCGUUGUCUCUCCCCAAAGUACGCCGAUGAUUACACGUGCUAGUACGGACAUAGGACGCUUUAAUAAAUCACCCCACAUCAAAAAUAUUAUUUAUUAUUUUUUUGAAGGUGCAUCUGCGAGAGAAAAUAUAGAGUGAAAAAAUACGAAAUGCCCCAAAAUGAGAUCGAAUAAGUUAAUCUUUGCAAAAAAAAAUAAAUAAUGCGAAAUGUUUAUUAUAACCAGAAAAUAAACUAUUUCUUAUGACCUACAUUCACCAUAAGUCAUACUUUACAUGUAAGGGACAGACACGUGUUUUAAAAUUGACAGUCUGAUAACUUUUGUUGUUUUGUGUAUAAAGAGGCUUAAUUACACCCACGAUGAAAAUUCAACGUGAAUAUUUCCUUAAUAUUUCCUUACUGUUUCCUUACUGUUUACUUUAGCAUUCUGUCCAGUGUGAGCUUUAAAUACCUUACAUUACUUUAUAACAAACAAUACGCUACAUUACCAAAUUAUUUCUGGACGUUGUCCUUAAAGUUGAUUGCAGGCUGUAUAUAAAUCUAUUCAGCAUUCUUUAAGUUUUGACAUUAUAAUUAUUAUUUGAUGUGAUCUUGUGCUGUUUAUAUAUAUAUAUAUAUAUAUAUAUAUAAAUAUAUAUUUGAUGUUGUCAGAUUAACUGUCACCGAGGAGGUAUGGAUGGACCUGAAGAUCAAAGAUUAUUACUUACAUUCCCAAAUUAUUUCUGUACGUUGUCCUUAUAGUUUAUUGCAGGCUGUAUAUAAAUCUAUUCAGCAUUCUUUAAGUUUUGACAUUAUAAUUAUUAUUUGAUGUGAUCUUGUGCUGUUUAUAUAUAUAUAUAUAUAUAUAUAUAUAUAAAUAUAUAUUUGAUGUUGUCAGAUUAACUGUCACCGAGGAGGUAUGGAUGGACCUGAAGAUCAAAGAUUAUUACGGUGAGGGCGAAGAUUACGUUGGCCGCGUGACCUUCGCUUGUUUUGGCAAGCUGACCCCCAUAACGUGCCUCAACUUCAUUUCACUGGCCAAAGGAUACAGGAGAGGCAGGGUAGGUUGGCAGUAAUCUGAAGAUCAGGGCCCUGCAGCCGUGCGCGGCAGGCGGAGGCUGCUGCUUAGAAGCUGCUCCCACAGUGAAGCUUGAACUUAGGAGCCCUCUUUGUUGUGAUCUAGAUUUAGGAGCGUGAAUGUUUGGUAGGAAAAGUUAGCAAACAGUAUAGGCCUAUAUAUUAAUGCACAUAUUUUGCAUGAAAAAUAGUUACGAUUUUCGGCGCCCUCUGAAGAUGGCGCACUGGGUGAGUGCCACCUUCACCCCCCCCCUUUUUUUCCCCCUUCACAUGGCCUUGUUCAUGAGUUAAACGCUGUUGGUGGCACAGAUAGUAGAACAAGGUAAGACUAUGUGGACAAUUGUCCUGUCUUUCGAUUCAAGCUUCCACAUACCUUGCUCUACUAUUUCCUUCACACAGCUUGAACGCGGCCCUUCAUUUGUUAUCCUUAAUUCUCUCGUGGUACAAACGCACUUUUUGUUCUGCGGACAUGAAGGUGAACUCCCCCCUCCCCCCUCCCCCCUCCAACUCAUCUCUCUCUCUCCCUCUGUCUAUUUAUAUAUAUUAUAUAUAUAUAUAUAUUUGAGCUUAAUGCCAGUGUGUUGUGACUGGUGUCUCUUCUAACACGAGGGGUAACACACUGUAGCAGAAUCAAUCGCGAAUCUUAAAAGAGUUGGUUAAACAUUGACUACAGCUGUGACUGCCAAGAUAUUGACAUGGAGGAGUACAGCGCUAUAACCAAGAACAUUCGCUACUUGAAAGUUGUCGUGUGGACCGCACUGUGUGGCACGUGUGCACCUCCCCCAACCCCACCCGCCCCUAACUUUAAACUUAAAAGUUCGCGUCCAGUUGCGUGAAGUUUCAUUGAAUGUGAUAAAGGCAGUCGGGGAAAAAAACUUAAAAAAACCACAACACUUUAAAAAAUACAAACAUUAAUUACACCUUAAAUUGGGUUAUAGUUAUAUAGGCCUAAUAUACAUUUUUGGUCCGGGAUUGGGGGUGGGGGGUGGGUUGUGAUCGUAAAUAUAUGUAACUGCACUGCGAUAAUAUUGGGGGACACGUGGGUCUUUUAAUCUAUCAAGAUAAUCUUCAUCAAUCAAUCUAAUGCUCUAGGUGUGUAUGGCGUAAUGGUGAGUUCAAUAGCUCGCAAAAUAAAAUUCCCGAUAACUGCGGCUAAAAAUACCGCAAGUGCGUACUAUUUUAUUAGACCUAUGUUUUAUGAAAAUGCUCAAUUAAAAUGUUGUGUAAUAAAUCUGCGGAUGUUAAAUGUGGGAAUAACUACUCUCGGGGGGUUGGGGGGGGGUGGGAUUUACUACUCUCAUAGAAAAGAGUUUUAGAAUGUUAAGAAUACUCUUUCACAUUAUUUAUGGAACAAUACAGAAACUAUCAAUCUAUCUCCCUAGAAAUGUAUGCAAUAUCACCGUGUAGGCUACCUGUCAUUAUAGACAUGAGUACAAGAGAAAAAAACUAUCGUUGACAUAUUUUUCAUUUAAAAAAUAUUAUUAAAACGUACCACGAACUAUGCACACACACACACACAACUAAAAAAAAAAAUAAAAAAAUUAUAAAGCCCCAAUUGUUUGGAAAAGAGGAGAAAAGAAAUGGGUUGCAUAAUAAAAGUCUUUCUUUAAACUUAAUGUUCUUAUUGCACCAAAGUAGGGAGUGAAAACAAUAAUCGGAGAAAUAAUGAGCGCCAUAGCUACUGCUAACUAAAAGUUUUCCUAACUGUUAGCUAUCUCCCUACUCCACAGAAUAUUUUGAACUACAAAGGAAGCAAAGUUCAGGCCAUUGUGCGGGAUUUCAUGAUUCAGCUAGGGGAGGUAACCACAAAAAGUACCAGUGGUGAGUACCGUUAUAAGAGAGCUGUAAAUUUAUCAAAUUAAAAAAAAAAAAAAAAAUUCCACUCAUUCGUUUGGAAGAAAUUGUACUCUGUUGUCUUUAGCAACUUAUUUGGUAGGGUUAAAAUUCAAAACCUGUGAUAAAUUCUCAUCUUUUAAAAUAUAUUUUGAAAUUUGAAUUUUACAAAUCAACUUCCAAUUUCGUAUAGAAUAUAGGCCAAUAUAGCCUAUAACGCAGUUUCACACUACCAUAUCAAUAUCAACUGUACAAAAAGUACAGUGUUAAAUGCUACACUAAAAUCACUGUUGCCAGGUGACAGUAUUUACGGAACCAGCUUUCAGGAUGAGAGUUUCGCCAUUAGUCACAGCAAUGCAGGUUGGAUUGGCAUGGCCAACUUUGGACCGGACACAAAUGGCUCUCAGUUCUACAUCCUUCUCCGGUCUGCCAGAUGGCUUGAUGGAAAACACGUUCUGUUUGGAAAAGUCAUUCGAGGAAUGGUAAGUAGUAAUUAUUGUAAUAUCCAAUUAGAUUGUUAAAUCAUUUAAACCCAAGCACUACUUAUAAAUUACUGGGAAAAAAACCCAAACUAAUUGGAUAUUUAAAUUGUUCCUAUAUUAAGCCAAGGCGAGGUCAGGAACAAGGAACGUUUUGUUAUAGGCCUACUUAUUUUUUAACUCUUAAAUCCAAAAAUGCCAAGAUUAUCAACAGUCUUAGAUUUGAUCAUAAGCGUCAGCUUAUAUUCCAGUUCUUCCAGUAAUAAUCAACACAUUUUGUAACAUGUGAUUCUAUAAAGCUCUUGUACAUUUUCGAGUCAAAUAAUUUCCAAUGAAGUCAGCCAUUUUCAUUAGUUAACAUCAGCCUUGCCAAACCGUUAAUGUUUCAGGAUGUUGUUGAGAAAAUAGGACAGGAGGAGACAGGCAAAGAUAACACCCCCUUACGAACGAUCACAAUCGAUAACAGUGGUGUGGUAGGGCUCAAGGCAUCAUAUCAACUGACAGCAGCACAGUUCAAUACAGAUGGCGAUAUUGACACUGAAAGUGUUAGACAAUGAAUGUUCAGAGAUUAUAAAUUGAAUUCAUUAACCAAGUUUUGUUACAUGUUUUGAGAGUCUUUUUUAAUGUGCUUUUUGUGUGAUUUUUAGAGCUGUGAAAGACAAUGAAAUUAGUAAUUAUUAUUUCAAGUAAAAAAGUAAUGCAAGAUGUGAAUUUAGGUUCUUCCCAUCAAAUGUGCAAUGUUUUAUUAUUAAAAAAAAAAAAUUGUAUCAGUAUUUUCAGUGUAACCCAGUCUUAUUCUAAUUUUUGUGUGUGUUAAUAUAGGUAGUUAAUAUAGGUAGUAAGUGUUUUAGAAUGGUAUUGAUUUAUUACAAUCAUCUACAGGUACUUAACACGGGUUAAUUUACAUUUUAAGACAACUUUAAUUUGUAAAAAAUAUUUGGUCUAUAAAGUUAAACAUGAUAUAACUUUAAUUAACUUGUUUGUAAUCAAAUCUUAUUUGAUGGAAAGUAGACAUUUUAACUGAAUAUUUGAUCAACCUUAAAUUACACUGAAAAUACAUGUUAACUUGGAAUAAAACUAUUCUAAAUUAGUGAGUUGGUCAUGGUUGUAUUGUUACACUGUAAAAAAAAAAGAUCACAAAAUGAAAUAUUUUCACAUCAUUUAAUCCAAUCCAUUUGUGAAUUCUAUAAUUAAAAAAAUGUCAUUUCCCU
Lymnaea stagnalis (great pond snail) is the source of this 5985-nucleotide messenger RNA. Lineage: Eukaryota; Metazoa; Mollusca; Gastropoda; Lymnaeidae. The record is from the annotation of a GenBank genome assembly.